AUGCUUCACGGGCGUGGCGUGGCAUCACGGCGUCUCCCCGGCGCCUUCACGGCGAGGAGCGACUUCACAGCGUGGAGAGAGGCGCAUCUCACGUCCCCCUCGUCUUCUUCUCUUCCGUUCCACCCGCAGCGACAACGAAGGCAAAGCGGCGGAGGAGCACAAGGCGCGGCGGAUCGUGACAAGAAAGGCGCAACCGCAAUGAAGCAACGCCGACAUGAAGGUCAAUGGAGGAGGAGCACAAUGGACGGGAGGUCGUGGCUGGAGAAACGAAACCAAGGGUCAAUGGAGGAGGAGCACAACGGACGGGAGGUCGUGGCUGGAGGAACGAAACCAAGGUUGGUAAGGUCGGGGGUGGCGAGUAGGAGCGGCGGGGUGGCGAGUAGGAGCGACGGGGUGGCGAGUAGGAGCGACGGGGUGGCGAGUAGGAGAGACGGGGUGGCGAGUAGGAGCGACCACGUGGUACAGGUAUUUAGAUGCGACGCGCGCUCGUGGUACUCGUGGUACGGGUUCGAGGGACGUUGGGGUGGUUGGGUGAUGGGUUUCCCAUCUCAGCAGCCGUGGAGCAUCCCUGACUCGAGGCGCCUUCACCCUUACAUCUGA
Molecule: messenger RNA, 600 nt
Organism: Closterium sp. Yama58-4
Lineage: Eukaryota; Viridiplantae; Streptophyta; Zygnematophyceae; Desmidiales; Closteriaceae
Source: the annotation of a GenBank genome assembly